AUGCCACAGCAAGACCAGAAGUGGGUGUUGGAAGCACUUUUAAGGGUUGGUGCAAAGGGAAAGCUGGAGCUGCGUGAAAACCUACAAACCAGCUACCUGUCCUGGAGUCAUGCUGUGCUGCAGCAGUUGGACCUGGCCCAUCGAGCUGAAUCCAGGGUCAUCCUCACACGCAAGUAUGCCUGUGACAUUCGGGUUCUUCGCUUGCUGCGUGAGAGGGGCAUGGGGAAUGGCCCAGUGAGGAUCAUCGGCCAGCUGAGAGAGAACCACAGUGAGGAGUGGUUGAAACGUGCGCUUCGGUACACAUCAGAGUGUGUGGCCUUUUUUGAUAAUCGUGGCCUGCAUCCGCUGCACUUCCAGGAGCCACCACCACUUGCUUCAGUACCCAGCUACAAAUGGCUCCUCACUGUAUACAGUCAGGACAUUCUCAACAGGCUCGAUCACAUAAAGGCCAGCAUAACAUCCACGUAUGGAUCAAUCUUAAAAAUGGAUUCAACUAAGAAGAUCACCAAGAAGUUGAGCGGGCCUGCGAAAGGCACAGCACAGUGGCUUACCUCAGUGGGCAAUGAGAUAGGUCAGGUGCUGAUGAGUGUCCUGACUGCGAAUGAAGGGGCUGGGUUAGACCUCAUGGCUGCAGGGCUCAUGGAGCGAUACCGGAGUGCUGGUGUUGAUCCUCCCACUAUCAUUUAUGUGGACUGUGAUUGUUGCAAGAAAGUGGGAAAGACUAAAUUGAAGAGGCGGUUCAGCGGCUGGCCAGAUGUCAUCGUCCGCCUAGACAUUCGGCAUUUUAUACGACGUCUGGCAGUAGGGUGCACCACUGACGCCCACCAGUUGUACCCUACUUUUUUUGCAAGGCUGUCAUCCUGUAUUUUUGAGUGGGAUGCAGGGGACCUCACUCUGCUGAGACGGGCCAAAAGGGAGCAACUCAUCAAACAGGGCUGGCCUACACUGACGGAGGCAGAACUGGACCAUCAUUUAACUAAAGCUGAGCUGCUCCAGCACUGCAGGAGGAGAACACGGGGAGAAGAAACCACUUUCCGCCUCCUUGAUAUGCUCAUCAUAGAGCUCAUGGGUGGCAAGGGGAAUGAUGCUCUUGGUGUUCCUCUACUUGACAGUGUGAGAAUGCAGCACAUCUGGAAUGUCCAGAGGCGGCACGUCACCUGUAUCCAAGACCCUCCUAAUGUGCCGCUCUAUACUGAAACUGGAACUACAAACAAGGGUGGGGUGGUUCUAAAAACCUAUCGUUGUGCCAGAGGCUCCACAUCCCUGGAAUCCUUUCACUGCCACCUAAGCAGAUUUAUUCCAGGGAACAGCGCAAACAGCCUGAACUUCCAGAUUUAUCUCCUGGAAGGUUUAUUACGCUGGAAUCAGGACCGGGCUGAAGCUGCUGUUGCAGAUGGAGGUUCAACUCUGCGCUCUUACACAUGGGAGCUGGUUUCCUCUGUCAAUAAGAACUACAAUAAGUUGUAUGGCAGGAAAUUGGUCCCUAGCUUCACUCCACCUGCAGUAUACACAGGGGAGCUCAUUGGAGUACAGUACUUGUUGAGGCAGAAUAGUCAGCCCCUGGAGGACAUGUGCCCUACCUCUGAUAGGACCUCUCAAUUGCUGGAGGAGAUAGAUGUGGAGGAGCAAGUGGAAAAGGAUAAGGGCUUCAUUGAUUUCUUUGGAGAGGAAGCCACAGUGGCAAAUCUUGUGGCAUCAGAUGACUUAGUCCUUUCAGGUCCACCAGUUCUACCAGCUGCACCAGUGCCCAGUGUCCAGGCUCCUACAGCUGCACCACUGCCCAGUGUCCAGACUCCACCACUGCACAGUGUCCAGACUCCACCACUGCCCAGUGUCCAAACUCCACCACUGCACAGUGUCCAAACUCCACCACUGCACAGUGUCCAGACUCCACCACUGCACAGCAUCCAAACUCCAUGUCCAAACUCCACCACUGCACAGUGUCCAGACUCCACCACUCCCAACUGUCCAGACUCUACCACUGCACAGUGUCAGUGUUAA
Molecule: messenger RNA, 2001 nt
Organism: Carassius gibelio (silver crucian carp)
Lineage: Eukaryota; Metazoa; Chordata; Actinopteri; Cypriniformes; Cyprinidae
Exons: 7
Coding region: 1-2001 (666 amino acids)
Source: RefSeq, a predicted model, not a curated record